AAGUUUGUUACAAAUAAUCCAUUCAUAAUCACUCCCUAGUCUAAAAUUUUGUUGAACCACUACCAUGCAAAUUUUGUAUCUGUAUAUAUAUAUGCGUGUAUGUGCAUAUAAUUCAUACACAUAAUAUGUGAACCAUCACUAAGAGCUCUACGUUUUUUUUUCCUAUCAAAUUUUAUCCCAUUUUCAAAAAAAAUUUUAAAAAUAUUUUUCGAAAAAAAUUAAAAAUCUCAACAAUUUUGUUGUAUUGACUUCUUGAAAUAUCAUCUGUUUUAUGUUUCCUAUCCUACUUUUUAACUAACUUUAUUGUUUGUUUGUUCAUAUCAUAUUGUCCUGAAAAAAAGAUUAUUGCGGUUGUAUCAAGAAAAAAGGAAAAAUGGGGAGAUUUGCAAUUAUUAUGGGGUUUAUGUUAUUAUUGACUGUGGUUACAGAGGCAGAGUACAUGAAAUAUAAAGAUCCAAAACAGAAAUUGGGUGUUAGAAUUAAAGAUUUGAUGAAAAGAAUGACACUUGAAGAGAAAAUUGGUCAGAUGACACAAAUUGAAAGGAAAGUUGCCUCUGCUGAAGUUAUGAAGAAAUAUUUCAUUGGGAGUUUAUUAAGUGGUGGGGGGAGCGUACCAAAACCUAAUGCCACAGCUGAGGAUUGGGUGAAUAUGGUAAAUGAGUUCCAAAAGGCUGCUCUGUCUUCUCGCCUUGGUAUUCCUAUGAUUUAUGGCAUUGAUGCAGUUCAUGGCCAUAAUAAUGUCUACAAAGCUACAAUCUUUCCUCACAAUGUUGGGCUUGGUGUUACCAGGGAUCCUGAUCUUGUGAAGCGGAUCGGGGCUGCAACAGCACUUGAAGUUAGAGCAACUGGAAUACCAUAUGCUUUUUCUCCAUGCAUUGCAAUAUGUAGAAACCCGAGAUGGGGUCGUUGUUACGAAAGCUACAGCGAAGAUCUUAACAUUGUGCGAAGCAUGACAGAGAUCAUUCCUGGUUUACAGGGAGAUUUGCCGGCUAACAUGAGAAAGGGAACACCCUUCGUCGGUGGAAAGACAAAGGUUGCAGCCUGUGCUAAGCACUUUGUGGCAGAUGGUGGCACUGUGAAUGGAAUCGAUGAAAAUAAUACAGUAAUCGACUCAAAAGGAUUAUUUAGCAUCCACAUGCCUGCAUAUUACGAUUCAAUCAUUAAGGGUGUCGCAACAGUGAUGGCAUCUUACUCGAGCUUGAACGGUGUGAGGAUGCAUGCCAACACACAUCUGCUCACUGGUUUCCUUAAGAAGAGACUCAACUUCAGGGGCUUUGUCAUUUCAGAUUGGGAAGGUGUUAACAGGAUUACUAGCCCGCCGAACGCUAAUUACACAUAUUCAGUUGAAGCAAGUGUUAUGGCAGGAGUUGACAUGAUUAUGGUACCGGAGAACUAUACAGAUUUUAUUGGCAAUCUGACUUACCUCGUGAAUAAAAACGCCAUUCCCAUGAGCAGAAUUGAUGAUGCUGUAAAGCGUAUACUAAGGGUUAAGUUUGUCAUGGGACUCUUUGAGGAACCAUUGGCUGAUCUUAGCUUGGCACAACAUUUGGGUAGUCAGGAACAUAGAGAAUUGGCAAGGGAAGCAGUAAGGAAAUCACUUGUGCUUUUGAAGAAUGGAAAGAAACCUGAGCAACCAUUACUUCCCCUUCCGAAGAAAGCGCGAAAAAUACUUGUUGCUGGAGCUCAUGGAGACAAUUUGGGUUACCAGUGUGGAGGCUGGACAAUUACAUGGCAGGGUGUUCCUCGCAAUAAUCUCACAAUUGGAACAACCAUCUUAAAGGCUAUCAAGAAUACUGUUGAUCCUACAACUCAAGUAGUAUACAAUGAGGAGCCGGACACUAACUUUGUGAAGUCAAACAACUUCGACUAUGCUAUUGUAGUUGUUGGUGAACCUACAUAUGCUGAGAUGUACGGCGAUAGCUCAAAUCUCACAAUACUUGAUCCUGGUCCUAGCAAUAUACAAAACAUUUGUGGGUCAGUGAAGUGUGUUGUAGUUGUCAUCUCUGGUCGUCCUGUUGUGAUCGAACCAUAUGUCGAAAAAAUGGACGCGCUUGUGGCUGCUUGGCUUCCUGGUACUGAAGGGCAAGGUGUUGCUGAUGUUCUGUUUGGUGACUAUGGAUUCACUGGCAAACUCGCACGUAAUUGGUUCAAGAGAGUCGAUCAGCUACCAAUGAACGUUGGAGAUCCACACUAUGAUCCUUUGUUCCCCAUCGGAUUCGGACUCACAACUCAGGCAGUGAAAGGAAACUAGAAAAACAUGAUUCAAAUGAAGUCAUUUUUUUCAAGAAAAGCUUCAUAAUAUAUGGUUAAGAGCUCUUGGUAAACUAGAAAGCAAAAGAGGAAGAAAGAAAGAGCAAACUUAUCAUAAAAUCCAGUAUUGUGUUAUUUUCUUAUCCAUUUUGUUGUAAAUGUAUUGCUCGAGGUUCAUAUAAAUAAUAUGGCUAUGCAAUAUGUUUCUUUUA
This is a messenger RNA of Capsicum annuum, 2462 nucleotides long. Its product is annotated as beta-glucosidase BoGH3B. The transcript has 9 exons. The coding region runs from base 374 to 2251 and encodes 625 amino acids. Gene Ontology annotation, biological process: glucan catabolic process. The record is from RefSeq and is a predicted model, not a curated record. Gene Ontology annotation, molecular function: beta-glucosidase activity. Lineage: Eukaryota; Viridiplantae; Streptophyta; Magnoliopsida; Solanales; Solanaceae.